Molecule: messenger RNA, 1137 nt
Organism: Penicillium odoratum
Lineage: Eukaryota; Fungi; Ascomycota; Eurotiomycetes; Eurotiales; Aspergillaceae
Product: P-type ATPase
Exons: 5
Coding region: 1-1137 (378 amino acids)
Source: RefSeq, a predicted model, not a curated record
AUGCAUGGGCUACCCUUGGUCGGGCGUAGUCUCGCCCUGUUUACCAUCGCCAUUGUUAUGCUGUGUCUCACUAUCAUUGCGGUUUCGUUGAGAUGCUUUGCUCGCUGGUAUCUUGUUCGUGCGUUCGGGUGGGAUGAUACACUUAUGGUCGCAGCGCUGGCUAUUUUCAUAUCUCUAUCUGUCGCCUUUAUCAAUGGCACAAUGGAUGGCGUCGGCCAUCAGGUAGUAGAUUUCGGAACUAAUAUCGCUCUUUACUCGACCGCACUUCGAUGGUGGUGGCUCGCCCAAAUCCUCUAUAUCUGGUCAUCAGCUGUGACCAAAAUCUCCAUUGCUCUCGCACUCCUCCGAUUAACAGUGAAAAAACUGCAUAUGAUCAUUCUUUACUGUCUCAUCGGGCUAACAAUCGCCAACGCUCUUUUAUUCUUUUUCGUUCUUGUCCUGGACUGUCGUCCGAUUUCUUAUUUCUGGAGACGAGUCGAUCCUACCGCGGAGGGAUCCUGCUUGUCCACUACUGUCCUGCUGGAUAUCGCAUACCUGUAUAGUUCGCUUACGAUCUUGGUUGAUUUCUCAUUGGGAACCUUACCGAUCGCGGUGGUUUGGAAUCUACAAAUGAAUCGAUGGACAAAGGUUGCUGUUGGAGGAAUUUUGAGUCUGGGUGCUGUUGCGAGUGUGGCUGUCGUUGUCCGUCUUCCAUUUUUGCAUUACUAUAGUGAUCCGGACUUUCUCUACUCAACUUACCAAAUCGCUAUUUGGUCUCUUCUCGAAACGGGUCUUGGUAUUAUCGCUGGCAGUCUCGUUACCCUCCGUCCUUUGUUCCGCUGGUUCGCCGAUACAAGUGUUUAUAACAAAAACAAGCGGUAUGAGAGAAGCACGACUGUACAAUAUCCGUUGGCCAAUUUGAAAGGCAAGGGAACAAAGAGUGACCCUAGAUACUGGCGGCCGGAUAUCGACGACACCAAGACUACUUUGGUUACGAGUGUGUCGUCACCGAGCGGGCAAGGAUUUCCCCCUUCGAACAGCAGUGAAGAGCGUUUGUAUUCGGGAGCUGGUGGAGUUAGCCAUCCCUACCAUGUUAGCGUCCAUGAGACCAUCACAGUUACGGAGGCAACCCAUGCCAGCUCCUCUUCAAUUGGCUAA